This is a messenger RNA of Thalassophryne amazonica, 1182 nucleotides long. RefSeq names its product calmodulin 2a (phosphorylase kinase, delta) (gene calm2a). Lineage: Eukaryota; Metazoa; Chordata; Actinopteri; Batrachoidiformes; Batrachoididae. The record is from RefSeq and is a predicted model, not a curated record. The transcript is spliced from 6 exons. The coding region runs from base 128 to 577 and encodes 149 amino acids. Gene Ontology annotation, molecular function: calcium ion binding.
CCAGUUGCUUCUCGCUCACUGCUUUCAAAGAGGUUGUGAGCUUGUUGAGAUUGUGUUGUGGGGUUUAUUUAUUUAUUUUGCCUUUUGACGGAAUUUAUUGUUAAACAGCUGACGCUGCUACGUUGAAAUGGCUGAUCAGCUGACAGAGGAACAGAUUGCCGAGUUCAAAGAAGCAUUUUCGCUCUUUGAUAAGGAUGGGGAUGGUACCAUCACCACCAAAGAACUGGGCACAGUCAUGCGUUCUCUGGGCCAGAAUCCCACAGAGGCAGAGUUGCAGGACAUGAUCAACGAAGUUGAUGCUGACGGUAAUGGCACGAUAGACUUUCCAGAGUUUUUGACCAUGAUGGCAAGGAAGAUGAAGGACACAGACAGUGAGGAGGAGAUCAGAGAAGCAUUUCGUGUAUUUGACAAGGAUGGCAACGGAUACAUCAGUGCUGCUGAGCUGCGCCACGUGAUGACAAACCUUGGGGAGAAGCUGACUGAUGAGGAGGUGGAUGAAAUGAUCAGAGAAGCAGAUAUUGAUGGAGAUGGACAGGUCAACUAUGAAGAGUUCGUACAAAUGAUGACAGCAAAGUGAAGGCCUUGUACAGAUUUCGUAUAUAAAUUUGCCUUUUUUUCUUUGUGUAAUUUAUCUGUAAAAUCUUAAUAGCCCCAUUUGUCCCUGCCCCUUCUGCUGUCCAAAGGAACUGCAUGUAAACUGCAUAGGCUCUUGUCCCAUGUCCCUUUCUUUUGCUGUCAUGGUUUGAAGUGACGGAACAGUCAUACAGCCAGAAGCCUGUGGAGGCCCCUGGGAGCUGGAGAACUUUAAAAUCUUCCCGUCUUGUGUGCUCUGGGUCCUUCCACGCAUGGCGACAUUGGAAACCUGUCAGCUGGUUGUCACUGGGCAACACUGUUGGCAUGGAAAUGAUGUAGAGGAAUUUAUAACUCUGCAUGGACUAUGGACAAAGUAUAUAUGGAAAAAUCUCAGCAUUGCACUACUGCAAAAAUGACACGGGUGUAUCUCCUAGGUACUCGUACAAACUUUUUGUAUCUGCUGUUCUAUAUACCAGAAAAUAACUCUUACCAUGCUUUUUAAUGUUUUACACACUCUUAUUUUUCUUAUUGGCCUCUGGUCAUGCCUCAAAUAAUCCAUUCCAAGUUGUAUAUUUUUUUUUUUCCAAUAAAAUUUGCAAUUUACCCGGA